This is a messenger RNA of Bacillus rossius redtenbacheri, 5670 nucleotides long. Its product is annotated as UDP-glucosyltransferase 2-like. The transcript is spliced from 5 exons. Gene Ontology annotation, molecular function: UDP-glycosyltransferase activity. The coding region runs from base 1865 to 3418 and encodes 517 amino acids. Lineage: Eukaryota; Metazoa; Arthropoda; Insecta; Phasmatodea; Bacillidae. The record is from RefSeq and is a predicted model, not a curated record.
AUCGAUCUUCCAACCGCUUCCUUCCAGAGUUUCCUCGAAGUGUGUUUGUUGAGUUUAUCCGUUUCAAAUUACCUGGUUGCCAACGAGAUGUUGUGCCGAAGUAAAAGAAAAAAAACAUGAUGAGAAAGUACUAUCAUGUGUUUAGAUGAAUUUGGACAAAUAACCCCAUCUAACGUAUAUAAAACAUCAGAACUUAAUGUCGAGUAUAGCAAGCACUUUGGCUCUGCUAUAAUUCCCGAAUAAAAAAUCUUGGUCUGUUUAUAACUUACAGCAAAACUAAUUUAUGUAAAUUUGAUUUAAGGGUAACGAUCUAUUUUUGUUUUGUUAUUAUUAUUUUUGUUACGUCGACAGCGCGGUAUUUAAAGAUGCAAAGUUAGAAUAUCACUAAUCGGAACAUUGAAGAUCGGCCAUCGCUUGCUGUUAUGAACCACCCGAGGGUUUGCCUGCCAUUAUUCUUCAAAAACGAGGAUGGCCGGUCCUGAGAUUCGAACCCACGUCCUUCGUAAUGUGAGUUCAUUGUCUUUACAUUGCGCCACAUUGUACGUUGCCGAUAUUGGGCAAUAUUAUUUAUUUUUCCCUCAAGAGUAAAGGAUUCAAUUAAAACAUUUUUUUGGACAUACUCCACCGCUAGUCUGCACGUACAUCUAAGAAAACUCGAAGAACGGACAAAAAAUAUGGAAAAAAUAAAAUAAAACAAGCCAAAAUCAGCCGAUGUCAAAUGUUAAAUGUCAUCAGCCUGUUUAUGCCUGAUGACGGGAACAGAUCUGUUUCCGAAACGUCACUACUGUUUUCGUCUGCACUGCCGUUGUGUUUUCAGGAUACCUGUUUAAUGUCAUCACUAGGUUCACACGUAGGCCUACGUCACUGUAAUGUUAUUGUCUUGUCCAGACUAUCUAUUUUUAUCAUCUUUGGGUUCCUCUGUUGGUGCUGUGUUGUUCAAAGUUGUACUUUGUGUUAUUUUCCGUUUUUGUUGUGACUGUCAUCAUUUUCAGCACAACUGGGUUCGUCUGUGCUGUGAUAUUUUUGACUAUUGUUUCCCUACACAGAAUAUUCUGUACUGUCUUUACAUUUAACAUUUUAUAUCGGCUUAUUUUUGCUUGUUUUCUGUGUUUAGGUAUUCAACUUUCUUGCCCGUUCUUCGGGUUUCCUCUAUGACGUUAAGAGAAAAAUAGCAAUAGCGUAUGUCGUAAAUAAUUAUUUUAAAAAAACAUCCCCAUUUCAUGAGUCAUUUAUAGCAUGGUGGAUUCAUGUAACCAAUUUUAAUAUCCUGGCUAAUUAGAGAUUUUUUUCAAACAGUAAAUAUUUGUCAUAAUAGAUUCUCGACAGGGUGCGGUAGGGUCCAUUAUCGUACUCAAGACGGCAGAAUUAUUUCACCUUGAUACAGUGACUUAACAUAUUACCUUUUUCUAUACAUGAUAAAUGGUUUAGGCCCAACACACACACGAUAAUAGAUAUUGUAUAUCAUAUUUUGAAUGCAAAAUAUUUAAACUUACAAUUCCCUGGAGAUAAUGCUCAUGUGCAAAAACCACUUUUAAAUCUUUCAAAACCUAAUAACUUUCAUUUUUAAUAAAAUAUGUUAUUUUAAAAUCUGAUUGUUCACCGUGAGUAUCGCCUACCGUCAAAAACACUACACAAUAUUUUUUUUAUAAAGCGAUAUUAUAAUGAUAAAGCUUCAAAAGUCAAUGGGUCUCUUGCGAUAUCAGGAAACAAAGCGUCAAGUCAUGUCUUUUAUCAGUUCUCUGAAUAGUCGUCUAACGGCGCUCUAGAAAUACUCUCAUGCAUUGCGCCACCAUUGAGAGCACUGCUGCAGACACGGGAGGUGUCAGUUUUUAACGCUUCAUAUAUCGGUCAUCAUAUUACCAAUAUGAAAGCUACUGUAGGCCUAUUUAUCACCGUACUCAUAUCUGCAGCUUAUAUUCCUGAGAAAGAUUGUGCCAGAAUACUUGGGAUUUUCCAAUUAAAUUCGAAGAGUCACUUCAUAAUAUCUGAAGCUCUAAUGAAAGGUUUGGCUGCCAGAGGACAUCAAGUAGUGGUCAUGAGUCACUUUCCGCAGAAGAGUCCCGUUCCGAAAUACACGGACAUUGACAUUUCUGGGUCAGCGCCCCCCCUACAGGACAAUGUCACUAUUGAAAAUGCUCUCAGAAUGGAAGCGAAGUAUGUAUUAAACUUCAUUUGGGAAGACUCUAUAGCGCAGUGCCGCGACACCAUGAAACAUCCCAAAGCACAGGCGCUUUUGAAAUCCGAGGAGAGCUUCGACCUCGUCGUGACUGAGAUAUGCGGCAGCGAGUGCACCAUUGGGUUCGCGCACAGAUUCAAGGCGCCGUUAGUGCACCUCGUCACGAGUGUGGCCUUCCCCUGGACUCACGCGAGGAUAGGCAACCCGGACCACCCGGCCUAUGUCCCUAGUUACUUCCUGCCCUACACCAGCAGGAUGAACUUCUGGCAGAGACUCACCAACACCGUGUACAACGUGCUCAUAAAAGCAGGGAAUGACUUUUACGGCAACAGACCGACGUCUGCUGUGAUGCGUGAGUUCUUUGGUGAGGAUGUUCCUAGCGUGGAAGAGCUGGCCAGCAACGCCAGCCUGGUGUUGGUGAACAGCCACUUCUCCGUCACUGGGCCGAGACCUGCUGUGCCGGCGUUCAUUGAAGUGGGAGGAAUACAAAUACAAGAGCCCAAGAAACUGCCUCAGGAUCUUGAGAAGUUCUUGGACGAGUCUGAACACGGGGUCGUGUACUUCAACAUGGGCACCUUGGUGAGAGUGCAGUCGCUUCCCCCGGAGAAGCUGGGCGCUCUGCUCGAGGCAUUCGCGGCGCUGCCGGAGAGAGUGCUGAUGAAGUUCACAGGCGAGCACUUGCCCGGCAAGCCAGCGAACCUCCUGACCAGCAAGUGGGUUCCGCAGAUAGACGUGUUGAGUCAUCCGAAGACCAAACUAUUCAUCAGCCAUGGAGGUCUGGGAGGAACUCAGGAGACUGUAUACGCUGGCGUUCCUGUAGUUGGCAUUCCCCUCUUCGCAGAUCAAGAAGGCAACAUCAACCACCUACUUGAAUUGGGAAUGGCUACAAAGUUAAACUAUGAAGAUAUUACAAAGGAAAGCCUCGUAAAUGCUAUUCGACGAGUAAUUGAUAACAGCAGCUACACGGAGAGCGCGAGGAGAGCAUCGGCGGUGUUCCGGGACCGGCCCAUGUCGGCGCUGGACACGGCCGUGUACUGGGUGGAGUACGUGGCGAGGCACCGAGGCGCGCCCCACAUCAGGUCUGCCGCCGCCGACAUGCCGCUCCACCAGUACCUGCUGCUCGACGUGGCGGCGUUCCUGCUGCUGGUCGCCUGCGCCGCCUGCUGCGCCCUCAACACCGCGCUCAGGAAACUAGUCUCUGUCUGCUCCGCGACAACCACCCGCAAGCACAAGCGCCAGUGAACCAGUACCACCUGCUGCACGCCUGAUGAGACCGUGGCGAAGACACUCACUUCCAUCUGGCCCACGGCAACCACCCGCAAACACAAGCGCCAGUUAACCAACACCUCCUGCUGCACGCCUGAUGAGACCGUGGCGAAGACACUCACUUCCAUCUGGCCCACGGCAACCACCCGCAAGCACAAGCGCCAGUGAACCAGUACCUCCUGCUGCACGCCUGAUGAGACCGUGGUAAAGACACUCACUUCCAUCUGGCCCACGGCAACCACCCGCAAGCACAAGCGCCAGUGAACCAGUACCACCUGCUGCACGCCUGAUGAGACCGUGGCGAAGACACUCACUUCCAUCUGGCCCACGGCAACCACCCGCAAACACAAGCGCCAGUUAACCAACACCUCCUGCUGCACGCCUGAUGAGACCGUGGCGAAGACACUCACUUCCAUCUGGCCCACGGCAACCACCCGCAAGCACAAGCGCCAGUGAACCAGUACCUCCUGCUGCACGCCUGAUGAGACCGUGGCGAAGACACUCACUUCCAUCUGGCCCACGGCAACCACCCGCAAGCACAAGCGCCAGUGAACCAGUACCUCCUGCUGCACGCCUGAUGAGACCGUGGUAAAGACACUCACUUCCAUCUGGCCCACGGCAACCACCCGCAAGCACAAGCGCCAGUGAACCAGUACCUCCUGCUGCACGCCUGAUGAGACCGUGGUGAAGACACUCACUUCCAUCUGGCCCACGGCAACCACCCGCAAGCACAAGCGCCAGUGAACCAGUACCUCCUGCUGCACGCCUGAUGAGACUGUGGUAAAGACACUCACUUCCAUCUGGCCCACGGCAACCACCCGCAAGCACAAGCGCCAGUGAACCAGUACCUCCUGCUGCACGCCUGAUGAGACCGUGGUAAAGACACUCACUUCCAUCUGGCCCACGGCAACCACCCGCAAGCACAAGCGCCAGUGAACCAGUACCUCCUGCUGCACGCCUGAUGAGACCGUGGCGAAGACAGUCACUUCCAUCUGGCCCACGAUAACCAACCUCAAACACAAGCGCCAGUGAUGUCUACGGGUGUACAAGUGUUUUUCCUUUGUUCGCGGAAACUAAGCAUAAACACAAGCAUGCGAAAUCUUCGGUUGUACAAGGAGUACACUUAUAAAACCAACAGAAGUCAUGUAAAAUCUUGAUUUUUACGUGACAACUUCUAAUAAAUCAAUUAACGCCGGCUGCACGCACGAAAAAGUGUCACGUAACGCACAUUGUCCCACUAUGAUGUGUCCCGUUACGCUCAUUGUACGCUUGUGCCGCAUCUCUCUUCCAUUCGAUUGAAAACAACCAUAGAUUUGACUUUUCAAUCAUGUUUUCGUCUUUUGAAUUAUUAAUAUUAUAUAAUUUAACGAUCGUCCACCGAUUUUCAGUACAAUCAAGACGGUUAUUUAAAAGUAAUGUUGAAUUUUCAAAUACGUUUUUGUACGAACAAUAGUGUUUUACAGUUACACAUAAUAAUUCAUAUUACACCCGAGAUCUUUUGCACAAUGUUUUAAAAAAUAUUGUAAUAUUAUAAAUAAGUUUGGUGUAUUUGGGAUGCGUAUUUGUUAAAAAAAUCGUAUUAUAUAAACGAAAUAAUAAUAUUCCCCUAUGGUGCUGCGAUCUACGGUGACGGCCGCGUACUGAAGAAAUCACGCUAUCUAUCCCCUUAUGUGUUAACCAGGCACUCGUUAAUACAUAUUUUUCUUUGUUUAUCGCGAGGAGCGUUAUUAUUAAUGAAUUAUAAAUAAAAUUUCGAGCCCGGGGCCGCAAUUGCAUAUCAUUUUGAGCACUGGAAGACAUAAAAAUGUAAAAUAUUCUCGAUGAAUUUUAAUCUGUGGUUCUCAUUGCUUAUUACAACAAUUUCGGCAAUAAAGGUUAAUUAUUAUUGCAUUUUAAAAAUCUGAUUACUAGUAUAAUUUCAAGUAUUUAUUCUUUUAUUAUUAAAAAAAGUAGUAUCUGUCGGCGAGUGCAGUAAUAAUAGGUUAUAUUACAAUUGACUAAAGAAUUAUGGUGAUUCAUAUAAUUGAUGAUAAUAUUUGAUUAUAGUUUAUUUAUAUGAAAACUUGUUCAUAAUUAUAUUUAAACUUUAUAGAUAAACGCCACUUAAAAAUUAAUUACAAGUCAUCUACACGUGAACUGUUUCGUCCACUGUUUAUAAAGUGAAAUGAAAAGUUAAUGUGGUUUUCAUUGCUUAUUACAACAACAAUUUCGGCAAUAAAGGUUAAUUA